Molecule: messenger RNA, 2649 nt
Organism: Setaria italica (foxtail millet)
Lineage: Eukaryota; Viridiplantae; Streptophyta; Magnoliopsida; Poales; Poaceae
Exons: 2
Coding region: 250-2307 (685 amino acids)
Source: RefSeq, a predicted model, not a curated record
GCCAAGCAAAGAAUUUGUGCUUUUCUUCCGUGUGUGCUCUCCAUAUCCAUGACCAUUGGAAGGUGCUGCAAGUACCGAGCGUUUGAAUGUUGUAGGAUGAUUUUGCCAUGCACGUUCCAUCAGUAUUCCAUCUCCGGGUGAUCUGUUCUGGUUGAUCAUUGAAUUGCACUUGUUCUACUGCAUCGCAUCGCAACACAAAAUCAGCCAUUUCUACAGCAGCGGACCAUUCGCCAAAGCCCUCAAGUCCGCAUGGACAAGUUUGGAGUACCUGCAGUCACCGGAGAAGCCAUGGGGAUCAAGAAUUCCACCACAACCUUUACCCAGAGCUGGGGCAGCACUCAAGGUCGGCUGGUGCGCGUGGAAGUCCUCGUCCUCUUCAGCGCCUUGAUCUGGAUCCUCGUCAAGUUUUUUGGCUCACGCCGGCGGCGGUACAGCCAGGGGUUCUUCCGCUUCUUCGUGUGGGUGGUGUACACGCUCUUCACCGUGCUGGGCCCCUACACCAUCGGAUUGCUGCAGGAUGGUCCCUUCCGUGACCAGACUUUCGUCCUGUGGGGCACCAUCCUCCUCUUCAUCCAAGUGAGUGUCGAUUCCCUCUCAGUUUACAGCAUACAUGACAUUGAGCAGAGGAAGAGGAUGCUUGUGCAGCACUUGAUACAGAUCAUCCUUGUGCUAUGGCUGAUUGUGAAUUGCAAAGGUCACAACAAAAGCUACACUGUAAACAUCUGGCUAUUCUGGAUUCAGAGCGUCAUUUUGACGUACACAAAGUAUCAGAGUUUAAGCAACGCGAGCAAAAAAGGAGGUUUGCUGAAGCUGUCUAAAGUAGUCGCUGAUUACAUGAUGAUUGAGCAUGAGCAAAUACCUCGGGACUUCAACCCUGGAACCAUGGAAGGGUACAAGUACAUUUUCCACGGUGAAGAACAAGUAGCUUCCCUGCUUCCCACCGCACCUGAAUAUAGAGUUAAAUUUACAGAGGCCACAAGGAGAAAAUACACCGCCAUUGAUUCCGUGUGGCGAUGGAUCGAGAGAGAGAGCGCUUUCAACCAGGAAGCUAAGGAAACACUGAAGGACGUUGCGCUCUCCUUCUCACUGUUUAAAUUGUUGAAGCGGAGGUUGUGCGGAUACCAGAUUGGUGAAGCUGGCCUCGCCAAGACAUUAGAUUUCGUGCUUAAAGGGCUCAUCUCUGAACGAGGUAACUAUGUUCGUGCUUUUGGAGUUAUAGAGAUGGAGUUGUCAUUCCUAUAUGAUUUCCUCUAUACAAGGUUCGACACAGAGUAUUCUUCGUUUAAGGGCUGGGCACUAUGUUUUGUCAUAAUAACCGUUAUUGUUUCAAAUAGUAUCUCAGGAGCAUUUAGCAGGCACUACCAUCGCAGUAGUUUGGAACAGAGAGUUCAUGGAAUCGAUGUUACUCGCUGGGUAACCAUUGUGCUGCUUAUCAUUGUGUGUGCAUCGUAUCUUGUAGCAGCUGCCACCCAAGACUGGAGGUGGGACAUAGUGGACGAGCUCCAUUCCAACGAACGACCCACGUGGGAGACAGGUUUGGUCGAAACUUCUAGUGUAAAACGGAAAGCAAAAAAAUCAUGGCAGAGAGCGCUUGGGCAGCACUCCCUGUUACUCAACUUCGACUACCACCCGAGGAAUGUGCUAUCGCUUCUGUCACUAGGUUUGGUCGACCCAACAAGAGAAGGACAGAAGGCUGGGGAAACGAUCAAGUUGACAGAUGAACUCAUCGAGCGCGUCCUUUCUAGGUUCAAAAAGAGCAAGGGACAGUUACAAGAUGGGCAAUCGGCUCUAGCCAAAAAUCAGCUGGGAAGCCAGUUCUCAUGGGCCUGCACCCUGUCCACACAUAUACAUAAGAUUCUUGUAUGGCACGUCGGGACGACCAUCGCCAUGGAUGGUCACCCGGUUCCUCCAACCGGCGACCACCGUGUUGCCAAGACAUUGUCGGACUACUGCGCCUACUUGGUGGCUUUUGUUCCGGACAUGCUGCCCGGCCAUGGCUAUGACACCCAGCGCAUCUUCGACGCCGUGGUUGUGGAAGCUCGGGAAAGCAUCAGUGGUUGUGACAGUUUAAGCAGCCGGUGUGAGAAGCUGGUGAUGGCGGUCUUGCCGAGCAACAGCAGCUGCACAAUCCUGGAGCUGGGGGGCAGGCUCGGGAGGGAGCUCAGGGGCGUGGUUCCGGAGGAGCAGAGGUGGAAGGUGUUGGCUGACUUCUGGGCCGAGUUCAUCCUCUUCCUCGCGCCAUCAAGCAAUGUUGAGAUCCACACUGAGAUGCUUGCCGCCGGCGGGGAGUUCAUGACCCAUCUCUAGGCACUGCUCACACACGCCGGCAUUCUGGAGCGCCCCUCUACGACCGACGGUGCGCGAGGUAACAAUGGUGCCCCUGCACAUGAUUUACCUGUUUGAGGGAUCAAAACAUUCUAGUCUGAAGCGCACUGCUAGCACUUCUGCUGGAGUGAUUGGUUUGUGAUGAUUGCUGAUUCGUCAGAUUUGAUGUUGAUUUGUGUAUGAUUUGAUGAUUUGAUGUUUUCAAAUGAUUGUGUAUUUGUGUUGUAAGUUAGCACUUAGCAGUGUGCUGUUCGUGUAACAAAGCAGAGUUGUGUGAUUCAUUUACUUUAUGUAUAUGUACUUUCUCAGCCGAAGGAGCAUUCG